UGUUUUGUCUGACGCCGAACUCAACUGGCCGGCCUACUGCACACGUGCAAAGAUCAACGUGACGGCUUACGUGAGGGAUCUGGAGAGAGCCAAGCAGGACCAGGCUGGGAUACCUGACAGACACAAUCUGACGGCGGCUAAGGCAGACCUGGAGAAGGUGCUGGUCGUCAGGCCCUGCCUACGCACAUACCUGGAGAUGGGACAGUUGAGAGGAGUAGAGGGCUGAGUCAUGAUGGCUAGUGGAAGUAGUAUACUGUCGGUGUAUUACUACAUGGGCGUGGAUGCCGUCCAGGAGAGUCUGCUGGUGGACGAGGGGGCUUUGAACAACGCCCUGGUGAGUCUCUCUCAGGCCCUGGAGUGCGACCUGGGCGACAGCCUGCCCGACCUCCACCUCCUCAGGGGGCGCUGCCUCCUCCUGAAGGGCGAGGAGCAGAACGCAGCCGACUGCUUCAAGAGGGCCCUCGAGCUGGAGCGUCCGGGCAGUGGGGACACGUCUGCUCUGCGCUGUCUCCUGGAGGCCCUCCUGGCCCUGUUUGCCCAGAGCGGCCCCGACCCCGGCCCCGCCAUCAGCCAGCUGGAGGUGUGGGUGCGGCGAGCCGAGGAGAGGUACGCGGAGGACGCGGUGGAGGCCGAGCUGAGGUAUCUCUGUCGGACGCACACGGCCGAGGUCACAGAACUCUCCAGGGCUCUCAUCAGGGUAGGGAGGCUUGACCUUGUGAAAAGGCUGCUCAAUACUGUGCAGCCCAACCGCACUGCCAGUAAGAAAGUACUGGCAAGGUCUAUGUCUAUUUGAAGAGGGAUUCGAUCUUUCACCAAGAAUGGAAAAUAAUCAGUUUCUCCUCCGAUGAAUUGCAAUAAAUAUGUUGGCCAUUACAAUGUUCCCUAGGAGUUUUUUCAUUUUCUAUAAAAGAAAAGAAAUU
This is a messenger RNA of Hypomesus transpacificus, 920 nucleotides long. Its product is annotated as tetratricopeptide repeat protein 22-like. The transcript is spliced from 3 exons. Gene Ontology annotation, molecular function: protein binding. Bases 230 to 793 code for a protein of 187 amino acids. The record is from RefSeq and is a predicted model, not a curated record. Lineage: Eukaryota; Metazoa; Chordata; Actinopteri; Osmeriformes; Osmeridae.